Messenger RNA from Hemibagrus wyckioides, 3258 nucleotides. RefSeq names its product neuritin 1a (gene nrn1a). Gene Ontology annotation, cellular component: plasma membrane. The record is from RefSeq and is a predicted model, not a curated record. Lineage: Eukaryota; Metazoa; Chordata; Actinopteri; Siluriformes; Bagridae. Gene Ontology annotation, biological process: nervous system development; neuron projection extension. Bases 295 to 726 code for a protein of 143 amino acids. The transcript is spliced from 3 exons.
CACCAUGAGAGAGAGAGAGAGAGAGAGAGAGAGAGAGAUUACCGCACUCCUUUAACGGGGUGCACCAUUUCACUCCGCUCCACUGUGCGCGUAAAAAAGGCAACGGGCUCCAAAAAAAGGAGAGAGGAAGAGUAAGAAAUCUAGAGAGACAGAGAGAGAGAAAGAAAGAGAGAGAGAGAGUCCUUGAAUUGCCACUUGAAGCAAUCGGCUAUGUCCAGCGCUCAGUUUUCGCAAUCUUUUCCUUGUACAACUAUCUAAAGGUUGGCACACUCUCAUGGUUUUACCUCCCGUAGGAUGGGAUUAACUUUGUCCGGAAGAUACAUCUCACUGGUGCUGGCUGUACAAAUAGCAUAUUUGCUCCAGACGGUUGGAGCGGCGGGGAAAUGUGACACCGUGUUUAAGGGCUUCUCAGACUGCCUGCUUCAGCUGGGAAACAACAUGGCCAGCUAUCCACAGGAUCUGGACGAGAAGGAGAACCUGCAAACCAUCUGCACAUAUUGGGACGACUUCCACUCGUGUGCCACCACAGCACUGGCGGACUGCCAGGAGGGAGCGACGGAGCUGUGGGAGAAACUCAAGAAGGAGUCCAGAAACCUGGAGUUUAAAGGCAGUUUGUUUGAACUGUGCGCUGGAGGAAACGACGCGAGCACACCAUCAGCCUCUCCAACCGGGCUCACCCUGCUGCUCAGCUCCUUCUCCGCCCUGCUCACAUGGAUCCAGUUUUAGCGCCCAACACGAAACCGAGAAGAUCAACACAAAGACAUUUUUAGCUCACAUGAAAAGAAGAAUACGGGAAACCUUGGGUGGGGGGGAUUAAAAAAAAAGAAGAAGAAGAAAACAACAAACGAGUGCUCAAUCACCAUGACCAUACCAAGAAAAAGAAAUAAUAGCCUAAAAAAUGACGAUCAGAAAUCAUCUUCAGCCAAAAAUGGAAUUAUUACAGCGCCUCAUCUGGAGAAGACGACUUGGUUUUGCUGUAGACAAUGGCAAUAAGGCGUCUUCAGGGAAUGCUCCAUCUGCCUGACCUGGGAGUCCACUUCAUCAAAUAUUUAACAGAUGUCGAUUGAAAAUCACGGUCAUUUUUUUGAUGAUCAAUUUGUGGAAAUACAUUAACGCCUGCAACGAAGUAAUUAUAACUGUAGGCUUGAUAAUCUAAUCUAUCAUGCAUAGAAAAAUAAAUAUCCUCACAAACACACACACACACACACGAGCCAAAUUACACUCAGCGUCUCAGUUUCCACUGAAAGGAGGUGUUCUGUUAUUGUCAAAUCUUUGGAAUUUUUUUAGUUGCCAAAUUUAUAACGUCAACAUAAUGUUGUAAUGGAGAAAUAGCCUGUGUGAUGAAUGACCACUGCAGAAAAAAGAAAAAAAAGAUAGGGAGGAAGGAAAACACUCCAAUAAUUUGAUUGCCAUCUGGUAGAAAGAUAAUAACACCACUAAUAAUAAAACCUCAGGAAUGAUUUUAGGCAUUUAAAUGGAUAGUUCAAUCAAACUGGCUAAUACUGCUAAGAGUGAAUGAAAGCUAGGUACUUAUGUGCAUAUUGCAUAAUGCUAAUUGGUGGCUAUUCACUUUCAUACACUGUUAGUAAAGUUAGCAUUUUUGACGGAAUUAUUCUUUAAUCGAUGGUAGAUUGUAUGUUCUAUAAAAAGGUAGAAAACUGGGGAAGAUGUUAGAAGUCAAAUGUAGCGAGAAAAAAUAAAAGGUGAAUGAUUAGACUGUUGACCAGUGUUUCAACCAUUCCAAGAUUUAUUUUUUAUUAUUAUUUCGAUUUUUUUUUAAAAAACAAAAGAUUAUUUACGGGGAGGGACAUUUAGGUUAUGAUAAUUAUUGGAGAACAAAGGGACACGCCCAAAACCGCAUACCACCGUACCAAAAAAAAAUAAAGAAGACUUAUUUUUUCUUAAAAAUGCAUAAUUGAAUGUUAUGACGUCAUACUACAAGUUUACGUGUAGGUUACACCCGGGAUAUUUGUAUUUUCAGGCUUAAGAUUAGCAUUUGAAGUGGUGAAUAUUAAGUUUUACACUAUUUCCAUUUCAUUUGUUUGUGUUUGUAUUCAAUUUACUUUACACAAGUGUGUGUUUUGACAAAAAAAAGGACAGCAUGUCAACAACCAGUGCAGCACUGCGUAGGUUAUUAUUUCACGCAUGCGCAGUACUAAAGCAAAAUCCCGUGUAGUACAGUAGUAUGCAGUUUUGGCCGUUGGCUAACGUAGCACGAUAUUACAGAGGAUGAGACUUUACCGGCUGGAUAAAGUGGAUAAAGUGAAGUUAGCUAGCUGUAGGCUGCUAUCUGAUGUUGCCAAGGCAUCUCGUUUCACUGCCUUCAAAAAAACGUGUAUUUUAUUUGUUUGUUCGUUCGUUUUGUUUCUCCAGGGGAUGUUACAUAUAAAUAAAUAAAUAAAUAUAUAUAUAUAUAUAUAUAUAUAUAUAUAUAUACAUAAAUAUUUCAAAUACCAUACAAGUAUAAAAUAAGAGACGAAUUAUGUGAGAAGAGUUUGAGAUAAAGAGUGAUACUUUAACAGAAAUCGUUUUAAAACAGAUUGAUAUACAGGUAUAUAAAAGAUUGCUAAGAAAAGAGGCAUAAAAAGCAUUAAAUAAAUGAGUUAAUGUUUGAAAAAAAAACCGCAUGGUCUGUUUUGUUUUGUUUAUAUUGAUCAUGAUUGUACUGCAUAAAAAGAUUAUUAUAUUUAGAAGUGUUUUUAAAAUGGGCAAAAUGGAUAUCAGGAUAUCUUAAAUCCUGUGUGUGUGUGUGGGUGUGUGUUUGUGUGUGUGUGAUGUUUAAUCUCAUUGUCACACACAGCUACACAGUUUGAUGUGGUCUACUUAUGUGUGUGUGUAAUUGCAGCUAAAGUAUGCUAUGCCUACACUAAAUAAGGUUCUUUGGGUAUUGUGCUAUGUUUUCGCUUUGUAAUAGGGUUCUACAUGAAACAUUUUCUGAAAAUGAGACCAUGCUUUCUGCUGAAAACUUCAGACUUCAGAAGGGGCUUAAAUAUGCAGGCCUGGCCUAUAUUUCCACUUCAUUCCAGUAUAAAUGCUCCUCUCAGCAUUUAUUCCAAUACAUUUCCCCAAACCACAGGUACUUAUUGGCAUCUUAAAUCACCACAAAUCAACAAAGUCACAUUGCUUCAUUUAGUGAAAAUAAACUAGCUGCUGCUGGCUUUCAGUAAACUAGGUUAGAUAACAUUACCGAUCUUAUGACCGCCAUUCAUUAUCAUGUACCGUACAGAUAGUUAUACAAAAAAUAAGUAACUACGAAUA